Messenger RNA from Zootoca vivipara (common lizard), 3661 nucleotides. It is a transcript of the gene PRMT8, whose product is annotated as protein arginine methyltransferase 8. NCBI's taxonomy places the organism in Eukaryota, Metazoa, Chordata, Lepidosauria, Squamata, Lacertidae. Gene Ontology annotation, cellular component: plasma membrane. The record is from RefSeq and is a predicted model, not a curated record. Gene Ontology annotation, biological process: chromatin remodeling; peptidyl-arginine methylation, to asymmetrical-dimethyl arginine. Gene Ontology annotation, molecular function: protein-arginine omega-N monomethyltransferase activity; histone methyltransferase activity; protein-arginine omega-N asymmetric methyltransferase activity.
GUGUCCGCCGGGGCUUCUCCCUGCCCGGGGGCGCGGGGCUGACUCCUUUCCGCGGCGUCUUGUGGUUGGGUUUGCUGCGGAGUGGUAGCAGAGGGUCUCCCGGCCGGCAGAACCACCUUCUCCGAGCCCGGCCGGGGCUCCCUCCUCUCCGGCUGCCGCAGAUCGGCUCCUUCCCGGGCGGGACACCUCGAGCUGCUCUCAAGCGCCUCCGGCAGGGCGGCUGCCUAGAGCGUGGGGAGCAGCGAGGGCGGGAUCCAGCCCGCAGUGCCCGGCGAAGCUGGUCCGGGCGCUGCAGAGGAAGGGAGCGAGCGGCGGGGGGCGCGAUCGUUUCGGCUUGGUCGGCUCCACGUGGCGAAGCAGCUUCGCCGCGGAGUCGGAAACUAUUUGGGGCGGGGAGGGCCUUUCUCCGGACUCGGGGCUGCGCGCAGGUGGGCGCCGGAGGAGCCCGCGUCCCUUUCCGUCGGCAGGUUGCGCGCCGCGCUCUCCUUCCCGAAGACUUUCGACUAGGAGCAGGAAGCGGCAGCGGACGCUGCAUGGCCGUCCAUUUGCAAAGGCUCUCGCAGGAUGCUGACCUACAUUGUCCGGGUCCUGGCGCUUAAGGAGGGAGGAGGAUGUCCUGGAAAUGUUUGGCUAUUCCCCCCGCAACGCAAUCUGCCUCCAAUCUGAGCUCCACAACUCUUCGCCUACGCGCAAGAAAGGUUUCUAAAUGCGCCUGAACGCAAGGCGGCUGGAAUGAUCUCAAAAGGAGAAUGAUUGAAGCAAAAAAAUCGAAACGGGAGCCAUGGCAGGUGCUGCAUGGAAGCGCCUGCCUGCAAACACUUUGUGAGGGAGACGAUUCUAAAAACAGCACCAGGCGGGCGGAGCAUCUGCAAAGUGCCGGAGGAGCAGCGCGCCGCGUAGCGUGCAAUUGGGGUUCGAAUGAAGGUCACAGGCAGAGUUCCUGGCUGGUUUGAUUUGUUUUACCUAAGAUGAGAUGCUUGAAGGUGGGGGAGCAUAUUAGCUGAGACCUUAAACUUUAAUUAUUUGAACAACGUUAUGGUCUCGCCUCCUCCUCCUCACCCUGAGUUAUGGCUCGGCUGUGAAGGCAUCUAGAAAUUUUUCAGCUUGGAAACGGAAAGCAAUGAGUUUGCCCUCCUUAGGCUGCAUGCAUAUAACCUGUGGUAGCCAGGUAGAACCUCCAUGUUCAAAACAACAUGCCCUAGAAUACCAGGUUGGCAAUGGUCCUUCCCAGCCCAUUCAGCCUCCAGCUGUUCCAAAGCCUGUCCAAUCCACCGUUCCUGCUCCAGGCAGAGGAAAAAUAGCAAAACUCCUGAAUCCAGAAGAGAUGACAUCAAGGGAUUAUUACUUUGAUUCAUAUGCCCACUUUGGAAUUCAUGAGGAGAUGUUGAAGGAUGAGGUGCGCACAUUAACGUACAGGAACUCCAUGUAUCACAAUAAACAUGUUUUUAAGGAUAAGAUUGUAUUGGAUGUUGGAAGUGGCACAGGGAUCCUUUCAAUGUUUGCAGCAAAGGCAGGAGCCAAGAAAGUUUAUGGGAUUGAAUGUUCCAGUAUAUCUGACUAUUCCGAAAAAAUUGUCAAGGCAAAUCACUUGGACCACAUAAUCACAAUAUUUAAGGGUAAAGUAGAAGAAGUUGAAUUGCCUGUGGACAAAGUAGACAUCAUUGUCAGUGAAUGGAUGGGUUACUCACUUUUCUAUGAGUCCAUGCUUAACACUGUCAUCUUCGCUAGAGACAAGUGGCUGAAACCUGGGGGACUUAUGUUUCCAGACCGGGCUGCAUUGUAUGUGGUAGCAAUUGAAGAUAGGCAGUACAAAGACUUCAAAAUCCACUGGUGGGAGAAUGUAUAUGGCUUUGAUAUGACCUGUAUCAGGGAUGUUGCCAUGAAGGAACCCUUGGUGGACAUUGUAGACCCAAAGCAGGUGGUGACCAAUGCCUGUUUAAUAAAGGAAGUGGAUAUUUAUACAGUAAAGACUGAGGACCUGGUGUUUACCUCUGCCUUUUGCCUCCAAAUUCAGCGCAAUGACUACGUUCACGCCUUGGUUACUUACUUUAAUAUAGAAUUUACAAAGUGCCACAAGAAAAUAGGGUUUUCUACAGGACCAGAUGCCCCUUACACCCACUGGAAGCAAACCGUCUUCUACCUGGAGGACUACCUAACUGUGAGAAGGGGUGAAGAACUCUAUGGAAGUAUAUCCAUAAAGCCAAAUGAAAAUAAUGUGGUUAUGGAUCCGAAGAGGUCACCCAGACACUAAGGGUGAUCUGAAGCAUGGUGUGGGCUACAGAGAGCACACAUCCAGCCAGUUAGAGAGACCUGUUCUACCUGCAGCCGGCAGGAAAACAGAUGAACUCACUGGCAGAAGAUGGCGAUCAUCGUUCCAGCCCUGGAGGGAAGCUGCGCAGCAACAUGUGUGAGUAUGCUGGAGCCCCAGGGGGUGUGGAAGAUGGAAGAGCCAAUGCAGGAGGAUUUAGGUACAUUGGUAAGGCACCUGAAUGCACAGAGGGGUGCAAGUUCAAAUCCUGCAACAAGUUUCUUGAUUGUAGGGCGUGUUCUUAUCCUAGGACAUGUUCUUAUCCUAGGUCGGAAAGAAGAAGCAUGCGUCCUUUUGAGCUGGUUCACUUGGACCUUUCAGGGCCCGUGGCUACCCCAAACCUGGGUGGAGCCCACUAUGAGUUCACUUUGAUAGAUUACCAUUCCAGAAUGGGUUGGCUGAUUGAAGGAGAAAGGAGAGGCAGCCACUGUAAUUCAGGAAUGGGUUGCUGAGGUUGAGCUACAUGAUCCCUGAUGGUGUGCGCAUUUCAGAGUGAUCGCGAAGAAGAAUUCAUGGGGGUGGAGUUACAGGGGUUCUUCUAGAGUAAGGGGAUAAAAGUCAGUCCUCAGGAAAACGGAAUUGCUGAACGUCGUUUUCGCACAUUAUCUGAGGCUGGGGAGGCUCUACUCUUUGAUUCAGGGCUGCCCCAGAAGUUUUGGGGGGAGGCCUGGCGCUGUGCAAAUUUUUGUUUGAAUCGCUCUUACAAUUCUGUUGUUGAUGCCAUGCCCUAUUCUUUGCUGUAUGGCAAGAAACCCAAGGUCCAUUUUCUGCGCUUGUUUGGCUGCGAAGCCUGAGUUGUUCUUCCAUGCAACAGGCGUAGAAAGGGCAGACCAAGGUCAAGGAAGAUCAUUUUCUGUGGCUAUGAGCCAAACUCCAAGGGGUGGAGGUUUGUGUCCCCGAAGGGGGAUCAAACACGUGUCCACAUCAGCAGGAGUGCUGAGUUCUGUGUGCAGGAUGGGUGGAAGUGUCUUCAUGGGAAUCUUGAGGUCCUCCAUGACGGUCUGUUUGUUCCUGCCGAGGAGGAUGAAGCUCAGGUACCUGCUGGGGGUCCAGGCCAAGGCCCAGAUCAGGGGGCAGGACCAAGUGGAGAAACUCCUAGAGAGGUGAAGCAGGAAACCAAGAGUGCACCUACAUCUCAGGCAAGGCCUGGGAGACAUAGCAAGCGUAGCAGGUCACCCACGUCACCCAAACCUAGCCCGGAGGGUGCUAGCAAGCGCAGUAGGUCACUUGGGAGUGUUCCAGGCACAAGAGGGUCUCUUUUUUUUCAUAAUAAUCUUUAUUUACUUUACAUAUUUACAGCCGAAUACAUUUCACUUAUGUCAAAUUUUCUGUAACAUUAUUUUCCAGCAGUAA